AUGGAACAGACAUUUACAUUUGGUACAACUCCUCCUUCAGGAGUGAACACAACAGUUGGUACAACUCCUCCUUCAGGAGUGAACACAACAGUUGGUACAACUCCUCCUUCAGGAGUGAACACAACAGUUGGUACAACUCCUCCUUCAGGAGUGAACACAACAGUUGGUACAACUCCUCCUUCAGGAGUGAACACAACAGUUGGUACAACUCCUCCUUCAGGAGUGAACACAACAGUUGGUACAACUCCUCCUUCAGGAGUGAACACAACAGUUGGUACAACUCCUCCUUCAGGAGUGAACACAACAGUUGGUACAACUCCUCCUUCAGGAGUGAACACAACAGUUGGUACAACUCCUCCUUCAGGAGUGAACACAACAGUUGGUACAACUCCUCCUUCAGGAGUGAACACAACAGUUGGUGCUCAACAGUGA
Mizuhopecten yessoensis (Yesso scallop) is the source of this 432-nucleotide messenger RNA. Its product is annotated as nascent polypeptide-associated complex subunit alpha, muscle-specific form-like. The transcript has a single exon. The record is from RefSeq and is a predicted model, not a curated record. Lineage: Eukaryota; Metazoa; Mollusca; Bivalvia; Pectinida; Pectinidae. Bases 1 to 432 code for a protein of 143 amino acids.